Molecule: messenger RNA, 10019 nt
Organism: Mercenaria mercenaria
Lineage: Eukaryota; Metazoa; Mollusca; Bivalvia; Venerida; Veneridae
Exons: 9
Coding region: 368-7201 (2277 amino acids)
Biological process (GO): oxidative demethylation; positive regulation of transcription by RNA polymerase II
Cellular component (GO): nucleus
Molecular function (GO): DNA 5-methylcytosine dioxygenase activity
Source: RefSeq, a predicted model, not a curated record
UACAUUAUAUUAACCAAACAUUCAACUCAAUAUUGACUGACAUAUUGGACAAAAUUUCUCCAUUUUUGCUUGAAGAGUUGAUCAAUAUUGCUCUGGCUUUGUUAGCACUGUUAUCAAAGCUUGCCACUAGGUCAUGUAUAGUGAAAUUGGAUUUAGUUGUGUAUUGUUAGUUUGCAAGAUACUGUAUUGUUUGCUCUAAUUCUUUUCUCUGGAUGACUUACCGUGAAUGUACCUUUAUAGCUUAGAGGAGAUAUCAAGUUGAGCUAAAGUAUACACAAAGAUAAAGGAUAAAUACCCGGUUUAACAUAUGGAAAUGGACAUGUGAUUUUGUUAGAGAAGAAUAGCACAGGAAAGAGCUCAGGAAAUCAUGCAUGGUGCUGCCUCACCAUUUACGUGGCAGGGCCUCAGCCCCUAUGAUGUAUACCAGCAGGCAGCCCAGGGUCUUCAGCCUCAGGCUGUGCUACCCCCUCUGCCAGCACAGCCACAUAUACCACACAUGCCAUCGGUCAUGAAUCCAAGACUUCCAGUACAAUGGAUAAACCCAGAUCUCAGAGUUCCUACAUCCAUGGAUGCUUACCUACAUAAGUUGCAAGGAAUGAAUGGCUAUUCAUCUAGAUCUAUGUAUGAAACCUCUCACAGUGCCACAGAUGCUACAUUACCAAGUUCCCUCCCUGCAUUUCAUUCUCUUUCUGAUAGGAAUAAAAGUAACAGUGAUUUAUAUUCUAACAUAGGUAACACUUCCUUUAAACAUGAUCGUAUGGAUAUAGUAGAAUCAAGUAAAGAAACAAUGAGAAAUACAUUUAGCGCAUCAAAAGUUGGUUCAUCACAGAAUGUUAUGAGAGAUGCAUCGCCUUUUCCAUUCUUGCCGUCUUUGUCAACUCGAGAGCAGAUGAUGCCCAUCACUACACAUUCAAGUGAUAUGUUUUCUCAUUUGAAAUGGAAGAAUGCAUAUUUUACACCGCCAUCAAGUAGUGCUUCUAUCCCAUUGUGCGUAUCAUCCCAGUCAACUACCUCAGCAGAGCUUAUGCCAGUAUCAACUACUGCUGCCAGUGUUAUACCAUAUUACUCUAAACCCAGGGAUAUUAACACAUACUCUAUAUCUAAUGGUCUGUUAAAUGAUGCUGCCAGUAAAGAGGCAGCUAGGAUUCUUGAAGAAGCCAACUUGUCCAAUAUGAAAUCAGGGUAUGCCUUCAUGGACAGGAAACUCAAUUCACCUUUUACAGACAUAUCAAACGAACAAAGGCAGCAACUUCCAUUAGCAUCUGAACACCAAGGAUUAAAUGCACCAUCUUCCAGUCAUAGUUUCCAUAAUUUUCAUCUCAAAUCUCCGGUGGACUAUCGGCCAGAGAAUCAGGUUCAGGGUGCAUUUCCAAAGCCUACCAGUGGGCCCAUACAACAGCAGUCUGUUGGGCCAUUGUUAGGACAGUCUAUACAGCCCAUCCACAGACCAUCAGCUGAGCCCAUACAGAGCCAGUCUACUAUAUCCAUGCAAGGGCAGUCUGUUAUGCCAUUGCAUAGACCACCUGAGUCAAUACCGGGAGAUUUCUGGUCAAACUUUGGUCAGCCGCCUCCAAAUGUUGAACUCGAUCAGGGGUCACAUACAGCAGUAAAUACUUUAAAGAGGACUGGAAACUUUCUUAACAAUUCAGAUGGCCUUUUGCAAGCCCAGAAAAGGCCAAGACAGGAUGAAAGUAUUGUUAAAGAAAAUGAUGCAGACACCCUCAAGGGUUCAGAAGAUCAGCUCAGAAAAGAAACAUUUGAUGAUAAGAAAAAGCCUGAAAAACUAACAAGAAGAAAAAGCUUUACAGAGGAUCCAGUUAUUGAUGCCCUUGUUGAUGCCAAAGUGCAGGAAAUAAUGGCUGCUUGUAAAGAGAAGGGACAAACAAAAACAGGCAUGGAGAAACCUAAACCUGUCAAGUCACCAAAACACAGCAGCCAGUCAGUCAAUGUACAGUAUGACAAGCAGCAGGUGCAUCUAAGCAGUCGGACAGAACAGCGUCAGGAUAACCAAAGUUUCCAACCAAAAACAGUACCAAAUAAUGUGUAUGACUUUGAUGAUAAUUGCGACAAUAUAAAUUUACAAACUUCAUAUAAGGACUUGCCUCAGCAAGUAAUGGACAUGAGAUGUUAUAAAAAGGAAAAACAUGUAGUAAAAACUAGCAAGGUUUCUGAUCAGAAAUAUGCCUUGAAAGCUGAUGCCUUGCUUAAUGUAAGAGCAAAUGAAAUGAAAGAAAAAAUUAAUGAAGAACUGAAACGUAAGGCCGAAUUCAAUAGUCACCUGAAUCUUUCUGUCUCUGGCAAUGUUAAUCAGCAGAUCGUCGGCAAUGAUGCUUUUAAUUCAGAUUUAAGUAAUCCAGCUGAAAACUUUUUACAUAGAAAUAUAUUUGAGGGAGAAAAUAAAACUUCCAGUGGCAUCGAGAAUUUGAAAGCAAGUCCAUGUUGCACCGAUUGUGAUAAAGUUGGGAAAAGGUUUUCAGAAAAAUGUCGGAAUUCUCGCCAAAUGUUUGACAAGAAAGGCAUCAUAAAGGAAGCUCCUUUUCAGUUCAGUGAUAAUUCAAGUAAUUUUGGAGCUUUUAACAAGAGUAUAGAUAAAAGGCAAGAGAACUUGAACUGUUUUAAAGCUUGGAAUAAUGACAACCUGAAAUCUGAACACGAGAAAGCUUGGAAUAAUGACAACCUGAAAUCUGAACACGAGAAGUUUGUUAACAGUUAUGAGAAAAUGCAUGCAGGGCAUGAACUUUAUUCAGAAAAUAAAUAUAAUGUGCAAUAUUUAUCAGAAAAUAAAAAAAAUGUGAAUAUGAACUACUUGGAUAAAUAUCGAGGUAUCAAUAAAAGGGGGUUCAAGUUGGAAAAGACGUCUCAAAAGUUCAGAAGUGUUACAUCAAAACUUGACAGACCUCAGGGACAACUCAGUGCAACUAAAAAAUUUGGCAGCAAACCUUAUGGAAUUAAAUCAUCAUUUGCUUUGCUCAAAAAAUCACAGAAAUUUCAUAAUGUGAAAUUACCAUCUAUCAGGAAGAAGUGGAGGAACAAUCCUAAGUACAAGAAAAUACCUAAAGACGAUUUUGCAGAAAAGUUGAUAAAAAAUCUUGGAUUUCCGCCAUUAACAUUAAAAGAUCUGAUUUCAAAGAGACAUUGCAAGUUGCCGCAUGGGUAUAUUAAUGGGCACUCUACAAUCGCAGCAAGUAUGUUGAAUGCUGAAGAUAAGGCAGCAAGUAGAGGCACACUUCCUGCUGCAGAUAGUGGCACUACAGUAUCUGUCCCUGAUUACAGCAGUCUCGUGUCUGAUAGUUGCCACAGUGUGCAAUCUACAAUGCCUAAAAUGAGCUCGAACCUAGAUGACAAGUCUUCUGUUUACAGUGCAUCAAAUGGAGUCCAAUCAGCUUUUGAUGGAGCGAAAUAUCAAAGAUCUAAGAGUGCAGACCAGACAUUUUCAGAGGGUGACACUCAUCCUGUCCAGAGGUCAAGGUCUUGGUCUUUUGACACUAUUAAAAGGGAAUCGGGCAUCAAAGUUAACAACGAUACACCUAUGUCAGUAGACACAGAGACAGUUAAAACAAUAUCUGAACAGAUUAGUGGCUUGCAUGAAUUAAUUACUGGACAGGAGAGAAACUUAGAGAGUAAUACAGUCAUUGAAGUACCAAAAUGUGGAUGUCUUGGUACAGAUGAUAUAUCAAUAGAAGCUGUUGACGGUCCGUACUAUACACAUCUUGGUGCUGGGCGCAGUGUUGAGGCCAUCAGAAAAACUUUAGAAGAAAGAACUGGUCACAGUGGUAAAGCUAUCAGAAUAGAGAAAGUACGUUACACUGGCAAGGAAGGCAAAAGUUCACAAGGGUGCCCUAUUGCGAAAUGGAUUGUACGAAGGUCCGGUGCUGAGGAGAAGUAUCUAGCGCUAGUGAGACAUCGUCCCAAUCACGGUUGUGACACAGCCUGGUUGAUUAUCGCCCUAGUUGCCUGGGAAGGAGUAGCAGCAACAGAGGCAGAUGACCUCUAUGACUACCUGUCUGGCACAUUACCAAAGUAUGGAAACGAGACUGAAAGACGAUGUGGCACAAAUGACAGGAAAACUUGUGCUUGUCAAGGGGCAGAUCUGAUGAAGCGAGGGGCAUCUUUCUCUUUCGGUUGCUCGUGGAGUAUGUAUUUUAAUGGGUGUAAGUUCGCACGCAGUGCACAUGCCAGAAAGUUCCGGCUCAAGAAUGAGGAAGAGGAAACUGUACUGGAGAAGAAGUUACAAGAUUUAGCAUCAAAUGUAGGACCAUUGUAUCAACAGUGUGCACCUAAGGCUCAUGCUAACCAGUGUUACCUCUCCGAGAAGGCGAAGGAUUGCAGACUAGGUGGUGCAGAAUUUAGUCCAUUCUCCGGAGUGACAGCCUGUGUAGAUUUCUGUGCUCAUGCUCACAAAGAUAUACACAAUAUGAACAAUGGAAGCACUGUUGUGGUAACCUUAACAAAACAUCGAGGAUUGUCAAAGCCUGAGGAUGAGCAGCUACAUGUUCUACCACUGUAUGUGUUAGACCCUACUGAUGAAGCUGGAAGCUAUGAGGGACAGUAUGACAAGAUAAAGAAAGGUUCUCUUGAAGUACUGCAUCAGUUUCCGCUUGAGGCUAGAAUGAGAGCCCAUCCUCUCCAGUCGUGUAAGAAACGUCGCAUGGCCAAGAAGGGUCGUGGUGGUACAAGGCACACAGUAAAUGGUAGAUUGUCACCUUGGGAUUCAUCAUCGUCUGCCCAGUCUACACCAAAAAAAGAUUUCUUCCAUAGUCAAGAUGUGCUUCUUAGUCCAACAGGCUCUUAUGGUAAUAUGCCUGCCAAACAACCUGCAAUGGAGUUUCCUGUAGGCAGUGAUAAACCGAUCUCAUAUGAUGAUCUCAUGGCCAUGUCAACUCAGGCAGACUUUAAUACACUGUAUGAUAAAUUUUGGGACUACUUUUAUGCAUUUGGGGUUUUCCCUCCGUCAUCAGUUUUAGCAGCAAAUCUGCAAAGUUCAGCUGCUGGAGGCUUAGAUAAAACUCAAAACCCAGUAAGUUACAAACUUAAUGAGAAAAUGAGGCAGCAUGAUAAACCAAAUCAUCUGACUGCUGUUGAUCCUGUAACUGAUUGCUCAGUGCCUUCUCACAUGACUAAAUCUCAGGAUGAACAACACAUGGCUAGCACUAGAGAUCAACAACACAUUGCUGUAUCUCAGGUUAAACAGCACCAUGCUAGUUCUCAACAUCAACACAUGGCUAUACCUCAGGAUGAACAACACAUGGCUAGCACUAGAGAUCAACAACACAUGGCUGUGUCUCAGGAUAAACAGCACCAUGCUAGUUCUCAACAUCAACACAUGGCUAUACCUCAGGAUGAACAACACAUGGCUAGCUCUAAAAAUCAACAACCCAUAGCUAUAUCUCAGGAUAAACAGCACCAUGCUAGCUCUCAAAAUCAACAAAUGGCUGUAUCUCAGGAUAAACAAUACAUGGCUAGCUCUAAAAAUCAACAACACAUGGCUAUAUCUCAGGAUAAACAACACAUGGCUAGCUCUAAAAAUCAACAUGUGGCUAUAUCUCAGGAUAAACAGCACAAUGCUAGCUCACAAGAUCAACAACAUAUAGCUAAGUCUCAUGAUAAACAAUACAGUGCUAGCUAUCAAGAUCAACAACACAUGGCUAUAUCUCAGGAUAAACAACACAUGGCUAGCUCUCGAGAUCAACAACAAAAAUCUCAGCAUCAUCACCAUAGUUCAUCUAUGUUUAAUACUAACACUGUUCAGGUUGAAAAUCCGUUUAGUGAUUCUCCUCAUUACUAUGGUAAACCUCCACCUCUCUACGGGGAUGUCAUUAAACAGAGUUUUCAGGAAAAACAAGCAAGUGAUCUUCAUUCUGACAUACAGGCUGUAGCUUACAAAGGUUGCGGUACCAAGGAUAGAUCUGUUCAUUAUGGAGUUACUGCCCCUUAUGGUACUGGUCCAUACCCACCAGUUUAUAUGAAUGGCUCCCAUGAGAAUGAGCUCGGAUCAGGUCUUUCCUCCUCACAACAGACAGUAGACAAACCAUGGUACUUGCCGUCUAAACUUCAGUCAGAUACCCAGGCAUUGGAUCUGUCAUUCUCAUCAAGCAGCAGUAAAUCUGAUGGACUUGCAGCAAGUAUGGACCAGUCAGUUCCACUGUCUGCAAGUCUAGUGGGGCAGUCAGUUUCUGAACCAGCUAAGUCUGUACCGACACAUAAUUUGCCUGAUUCUUUUAAAGGUACAUCAUGUCAGUCACCGUUACAUUUGCUUUCACAAGCAGUGGAUAUACGGAGUAAAAAUGUAGGUUACGUCGGCACACUGUCUUAUGUUAAUAGCAAUAACCAGAAUACACAGGCAGCAAAACCCGAGGAUUUAGCUGGUUUCACAGACAAAUACAGCCAACAAAAUAACUCUCAGUCAGGACAAAGCAACUUUAGUCUUCCUGCAUAUGAUGGACAUUAUAAUAAAGAAAGAAAUCAUUUAUCUGCAAGUCAUUAUCCAAAAGAAACUCCAGAAUUGUCAAAGUCUUACAUGUUAAAUUCACAAAUACAGAAUCAGUAUGAGCAGGUAGGAAUGACAGCUGGCAAUCAUUUCCAGAAACCAUAUGAUCCACACAAACUGACGUACCUUGAUAAACUUGAAUCUGUCAAUACUGAAAAGAUGGUUAAUCCUGCAGAGUCUAGCCUCCUGGAUCCUGAUGUCAUAAAAUGCGAAAUGGAGUACAAUGAGGAAGCAUUCCUUGAUCCCAAUAUCGGGGGCGUUGCUAUAGCAUUGAGUCAUAGAGCUGUUCUAUUUGAAGUUGCUAAACGCGAGCUGCAUGCUACAACUGGACUGAAAAACCCAAAUCGUCAUCAUCCUACUCGAAUAAGUUUGGUUUUCUAUCAACAUAAAAACUUGAAUAAUGAGAGACAUGGUAUGUAUGCUUACGAAAAGAAAUUGGAAGAUCUGAAGAUGAAAAGAAUAGAAAAGAUGCAGCUAGAACGUGGCUAUGUAGACAUGCAGGAAAUUGAGAGGAGCUUUAAGGGAGGAAAGAAACGCAACUUAACUGAUGAGGAGGCGGAGAUUGCACAGUUACUUCAAAGUUCUAAAGGAGAAUAUAAGUUUAUGUGGAAUUGUAGUACAAAUCGUUGUGAUUCCAAUACAACAGAAACUGUCUCGACAAAAUGGAUUGAUCCAUCUCCACUAGUGACCGGUCCCUACCAGAAAUGGGUCUAGAUGAAAAGUACUGAUAGUCACAGUCCAUUAGCAGGCUACAUGUAUGGCCAGUUAUUAGGUUAGAAUGUAUUACAUACUGGUAUAUUCAUAGGGCCAAGUAUAAAAUUUUCUCUGGUGAUACAUUACAUCAUGCAAUUUACACCAUGUUUUACAACUAGAGAUACUUUAUAUUGUUUAUAUCACCCCUUGUAUUUAUUAGAAGAAAUGUUUUUAUCUUGUUGUUUCUUGUAGAUGUUAAAGUCUAUAUUUAUUUUUGAUUUCUCAGGAAUUUUUGAAGAUGUUUUACAAGUAAUUAUGAUGCUGUUGUACUAGAAGAAAUUGUAUAUUAUACUUCAUGUAUAAUAGAAACAUUAACAAAAAUGUUUAUAUGAUGUAACAUGUUAUUUGAACUUAAGUUCUAGAUGAAGUAUGCUGUGUUAGUGCUAUGUCAUACAGUAUGAGUGUGAUGUUGUUGUUGUUGCUAUAGUUGCAAUUAUUUCUUUUAGUCAGUGCUUGUUUCAGUAUUGUGUGAAGAGAUAGUUCUCUGCACGACUUGUGCUUCUUUUUUUCCUACUGAUCUCACAUGUAGAGAUGUUCUGUGAUGUUUCUUUGUCUCCACUUAUAAAGCUGAGUAUGGAGACCAGUUUCAAAUCUCAGCAUGUGAUUGGUUUGUUCUGAAAAUAAUUUUGAAAUUGACCAAUGGCAAGGCUGUAUUCUAAGACUGGUUUCCAAAUUCACGUUUAUGAUGGUAGAAUCUGUAUGACAAGAGAAUUAUCUGUAUAUAUAAUAGCUCCAUUUGUCAGUAUAGGGUCUAUGUAACAGUUGGAACACUCGUAGUAAAGAAAUUGUUGAAUAUUGCACAUUCUAGACUUAGUCGGGGGUUAUAAUUCAGAGUUUGUUAUAUAUUUGGAAAUAUUGUCUGUAGAUUUAUUGAACGAGUUUUAAGCUCUUUGUAUUUACAGGGACUUUUUGUAUAACAUGUAUAUGUUGUGUGCUUCAACAGGUCAAUUCUACAUUUACCAAUGUUGAUGUUAUUGCAUUUUUUUUUUAAUUUAUAGUCACCAUGAACAACAUAUUUAGUAGGAAUAACUUUUCUUGGUGUCUGGGGUUGAACCCAAUACACAAAACACACUUCUAUAUUUAAGGCAGUGCUUGCAACAUUUGCAGGUUGUCUAUCACUGUAUGUCUUUGUUCUAUUUUAAAUUUUUAUCAUGUGGGAAGAGAUAGUCUGGAACUGUGUAAAAGGUAUGAAUGUAAAAAUUUAAAAGAUUGGUUUAAACAGAGCUUAUUUUUAACAAAAACUUGCUUGUUACUGCAUUUUGUAAUUCUUUUUACCACCGUUAAAACUGUAUUGUAUAAAGUAAACAUUUUCUCAUUCUUAUACGUAAUGUGGGUCAUUAUCUGUUUUAUAAUAUAAAUAAAAAGGAAACCCAUGAGGAUAAUUUAAAAUUGGUUUGUUGUGCAUUUGAAAUACUUAUGCUAUUUAGAUUAUUUGUAUUACAAGUAAGUGGUUUUAUAUUUGAUUCCAUGUUAGAGAAAAGUUUUAUUAUUGUGUGUUGAAAAAUCACAGCAUCAUCUUUCUAUACUAAGGAUUCUGACUUAGACAGGUUUAAAUUGCCAUAACAUGUACUGCUGCAAUAGUGUUGAUAUUUACUUUUAUAACGGUAAAUAGCUCAAACAUCUUGUCCAUUACUUACAUUGUUCCAUUUUCAGUUGGGUGGUGGGGCUGCCACGCCCAUCUUUUGCUACUUGUUUUCCAUUUUUGAACCUUCAACAUGAUUGUUCCAUAUCAUUUAAAGAUAGUUUUUUGUUAAUUUGUUAAGGAUUUUCAUGUUAUUAUUAAAGUAUUUUCAUUUUUAACUUAAAAGUAUGGAAGUUUUAUUGUUAUAUUAUGGAUUUUUAAAUUGUUGCCCACAUUUAAGACCAGGGAAACAUUGUACCACUGUAUAUAUCCAUAAAUUAUAAUUUACUCUCUCUGUUUUUUAAGCCUUUUCUACUUCUCUUUACAUGGAAAAUACUGGAUACAUUUUUAGUUUGUUUUAUAAAUUAAGUGUAAAGGGGCCUGCCUACAGAUUUAGCUUGGAAAGUACUUUCAUAAAAUAGUUACCGGUAGUAAACAACAAAAAGAAAGUGAUGAGCUUUUGUGUAAGGGAAGUAACUGUGUUAGGCUUACAGUAAAACAAGAUGGUGCUGUAGGCAGUGUACAUUCAUGGAAGGGAAGUAACUGCAUAAGGCUCACAAUAAAAAUGUGCUGCAAAGUAAUAAACCUAAAAUAACGACUUAUUCAAUAAUUAUUCAUCUAUGUUCGAUGUUUUGUAGACAGUGCCUUCAAAUUUUGAAAUAGUGCUGUAUAUCUGGAGGCAUGCCCCUUUAAAAUAAAUAGAAAUGCAGAAACAUUUAAUGAAAAUGGAGCUUUUGUUUAAAAUUUUGUUAACUAGUGUUUUAAAAAGUCCUUCUGGAUAUACAAAAAGUAACUUGUGUGAUAUCUGCUUUUAGUGUGGUGAUCUUUAUUGCUUUUUAUUUUGUAUUUUAUUUUGAUAUAUUUUAAUUUAUAAUGCUUAUUGUAACUUUAUAAGGAAUUUGUAAUUUUAAACAAUUUGUACAUGAUGAAAUAUAGUUCUGUUCAAGAUAAUGAAAUUUUAUAAGGUCAUGAUUAUACAAUUUUAAUCAUUAAGUGUACAGAACACAAAGAUUUUUUCCAGUUUUUGUUUGGUCAUUUGUCAGUUUAGAAUGAUUGUAUAUUUAUAAAGUAUGUAUAUUAAGAUAGACAUUAUUGUGAUGUAAGUUUAUCCCUUUGUUUUACUGAUAUUUUCUCAGUAAAGGUUAUCUUAACACCUAA